GUAGAUCCGUCCCUGACGUAUCUGUUUUGUUGUCUGACUUUUCUUUCUUUCCUCUUUCUUCCUUCCUUCACUGCACUGACUUGCUCACUUGCGAAUACGAUCGAUCGCGAGUAGGUGUCUUAGUAGUUGUGCGGUAGUUUGCGGUCGGUGGGGUUUCAAAAAUGGCUCUUUUCAGGAUUACAUCAACAAAAUUAUUAGAUGUACAGAAAGCAUGCCCAACAGCUUCGAUUCUGUUGCGUGGAUUGAGCGCUGAACCAACAAACCUGAAAAGCAUCCUUCAAGAUAAAAUCCCCAAGGAACAGGAGAAGAUCCGAGAGUUCCGAAAGAAGCAUGGCGCUACCAAAGUUGGAGAGGUCACCGUUGACAUGAUGUACGGCGGUAUGCGUGGCAUCAAAGGUCUGGUAUGGGAAACUUCAGUGCUGGACCCCGAUGAGGGUAUCAGAUUCAGAGGCCUCUCCAUUCCCGAGUGCCAACAGCAACUGCCUAAAGCCAAAGGCGGCGAGGAGCCCCUCCCCGAAGGUCUGUUCUGGUUGCUGGUGACUGGAGACAUACCCACCGAAGCUCAAGUAAAAGCUCUGUCCAAGGAAUGGGCACAGAGAGCUGAACUGCCCGCGCACGUCGUGACUAUGUUGAACAACAUGCCCAGCAAGUUGCAUCCAAUGUCGCAGUUCUCUGCUGCGGUCACUGCCCUCAACAGCGAGUCCCAAUUCGCCAAGGCCUACUCUGAUGGUGUACACAAGUCCAAAUACUGGGAGUACGUCUACGAGGAUUCCAUGAACCUGAUCGCUAAGCUGCCCGUGAUCGCGGCCACCAUAUACCGCAACACUUACCGCGACGGGAAGGGUAUCGGCGCCAUCGACGACAACCGUGAUUGGUCCGCCAACUACUGCACCAUGCUCGGAUUUGACGACGCGCAGUUCACCGAGCUGAUGCGUCUAUACCUCACCAUCCACAGUGACCACGAGGGCGGUAACGUUUCUGCCCACACUACGCACUUGGUCGGAUCUGCGCUAAGCGACCCCUACUUGUCGUUCGCGGCCGGCCUUAAUGGCCUCGCUGGACCUCUUCACGGAUUGGCUAACCAAGAGGUGCUUGUAUGGUUGGAGAAGUUGCGUAAACAAGUGGGCGACAACUUCACAGAAGAAGGACUGAAGGAGUUCAUCUGGAAGACACUGAAGUCCGGACAAGUCGUGCCCGGUUACGGACACGCUGUACUCAGGAAGACUGACCCUCGGUACACAUGUCAGCGAGAGUUUGCUCUCAAGCACCUGCCCAACGACCCGUUGUUCAAGCUGGUAGCGGCUGUGUACAAGGUGGUGCCCCCAAUCCUCACUGAGCUUGGCAAGGUCAAGAACCCCUGGCCCAACGUAGACUCCCACUCCGGUGUGCUCUUACAGUAUUACGGCCUGAAGGAAAUGAACUACUACACUGUAAUGUUCGGAGUGUCCCGCGCGCUGGGUGUUCUCGCUCAGCUGAUCUGGUCGCGCGCGCUCGGUCUCCCCAUCGAACGGCCCAAGUCCCUCAGCACUGAUAUGCUCAUCAAACAGCUCGGCAAGUAAGCCCUGACCAAAAUAGCGACUACAAAUCAAUCGGGACUUCGGAUAGGACCAUAGAGGUAUAAGAAUAAAGUAGGGGAGAUAUAGACCCUACUAUGAGAUGAGACCGCUAGCUUUCUCUCUAAUCGCGCAUGCGCAUUGGCAACCGUAAGCAUCUUACUAUAUCGACGUGAUGCCAUUGAAUGCCAUGCGUCACAAGAGAGAGAUAGCUAGCGGUCUCUCAUCUUCUUUCUCUUUCUACUAGACGGACACUUUUAGAGCCGCCUUCCCCACACUAUUCUUAUACCUCUAUGGAUAGGACACGUUCCAUUCUAGUAGUUCCCCUAAAUUAAUCAGUUUGUUUCACACACAACGCUAAUAGUCAAUUACUUACUGUAAGAAUUACCGUGUUUGUAAGCGAUGUACCUACGUACUACACUUUUUCUAUUGUAUUUUUUUUGUUGUUAUAUGAUGUUAAGCUUAAGCGAUGCAUUUUGUGAUUACAUUGUUUUUAUGAUAGGUGAAUUUGGCACAGUUUACUCUGUUGUAAACUUUUUGUUUCUUAAACACCUUUACUUAUUCAUUAACUUCGCAAAUGGUAAGCGAAUCAGUUUAGUUAAAACAUUUUAAUAGGUCUAAUGAAGGGAGCAAAGCAUACUUUUUAAAAGGUUUUACAACGAAAUUAAAGCCAAACUCUUAUGAAAGGGAAAAAAAAUGUGGUAUUAUUACUAAAGUUGCCAAAAAUGCCUUUUUUCUAUUUUUUCAAAAUAUAAUAAAGGAGUGUAUGGUUGUUGCUGUUUGAGCUUUGUUAUCUUUCCC
Chilo suppressalis (striped riceborer) is the source of this 2354-nucleotide messenger RNA. The record is from the annotation of a GenBank genome assembly. Lineage: Eukaryota; Metazoa; Arthropoda; Insecta; Lepidoptera; Crambidae.